AUGAGCGAAGGAAGUAACGAAGGCGCGGAAUCGCCUCCGACAAACACCGGGGUACUGUCUGCGACGGCCAGUGUGGCGACAUCCGCCGAUGCACUUAGCUCCGAAACGAGCGCUACAGAACCGCCAACGUUACCGCCACGAGAGCAUUUGAUCGUUACUGCCGUUAAGUUCCUCAACAACCCGAACGUAGUUCGCAGUGCCAUAACCAAGAAACAGGCAUUCCUUCGCUCUAAAGGACUGUCGGAAGAUGAGAUACAAAUUGCCUGUGAGCGAGCUGGUGUCUUCACGACAAACCCUUCCGCCAUACCAACUCAAACCGUCAUCAGCAUGGGAGUGGAAUCAAGUGGUGGUGGUAACUAUGCGAAACCCGGUUACCAGCUCCAGCCACGGCCGAACUUUCUCACCCGUAUGAAGGAUAUGCUCAGCUCGGUGGCUCUACUGAGCGGACUGAUGUACGGCGUUUACAUGUUUUAUAAGAAAUUCAUUGAACCGCUAUUGUUCCGCAGUAAAAAGAAGAAAAGUGUCGGCGAACAGUUGACAGAGCUUAAUCAAACGAUGACGGUAAAGAUUGAUAUUCUGAGCGCCGAGUUGGGUAAAAUCAAAGAAGAACUGAAUCAUGUAAACCAAACCAACACAACCGUGAAAGAGUUGGCCAACUUUAAAGGCGAUCUUGACUCAAUCAAAGGUCUAUUGUUGAACAGAAAACAAUUUGCCUCACCAAACCUUCCCGUCGUUCCACCAUCGAUCCCAGCAUGGCAGUUACGCUCUCAGCAGCAUCAACCGGCUAGCAGCGAAGGCGAACACGACAAACACGAUGACAACGACACCGGGUCAGGAUCCGGAUCAAGCGAAAACGAUGUCGUGCUGAAGAAUAGCGACAGCAGCUUGGAGAUUAUGUAA
Anopheles marshallii is the source of this 900-nucleotide messenger RNA. It is a transcript of the gene Pex14, whose product is annotated as peroxisomal membrane protein PEX14. Gene Ontology annotation, cellular component: peroxisomal importomer complex; peroxisomal membrane. Gene Ontology annotation, molecular function: signaling receptor binding. Gene Ontology annotation, biological process: protein import into peroxisome matrix, docking. The record is from RefSeq and is a predicted model, not a curated record. Lineage: Eukaryota; Metazoa; Arthropoda; Insecta; Diptera; Culicidae. The transcript is spliced from 4 exons. The coding region runs from base 1 to 900 and encodes 299 amino acids.